UCAGUGCUCUUCCUGCUCGCCGCACUGGUGUGUCUGGACCUCCAUGCCCCCGUCUCCUCGGUGCCCCUCUGUGCCAACGGCCGCGUCGGCUGCCACAUCCUCUCUCUGUCCGAUCUCUUCGACCGGGUCAUCCAGCACUCGGCGAGGGUUCAUGACCUCUCCAGUGACCUGCACUCCGACUUCGAGCAGCAUUUUCUACCCAGCAAAAACCACAUAGGCAAGGCUUUUCCUAGAUGCCACACGUCUAGCAUACUAACACCAAAUGGAAAAGAGAAUGCACAGAAACUGGCUCGUGAGGAGUUGACGGAGAUCAUCUUGAAGCUGCUGGUAGCCUGGAGGGAUCCCCUGUGGAAGCUGCACCACAGCAUGGCUCAUGAGCCUGACCACUUCAGCAGCCUCAACAGCAACAAGGCGCUGGACAUGAGCGACAUGGUGCACGACCUCCGCAAGGGCGUCGAGAAAGUCGCCGAGAAGAUGCAGCACUUGGGGAUAAUCAGUAACUCUGUGAGUGGCGUCUCGUCCCGGGAGGCCUUCCUGCCCACUGUGGACCACAGCGAGUCCCAGGGUCUGGCCAACUAUGACCUGCUCCACUGCUUCCGCAGGGACUCCAACAAGGUACAGAACUACCUGCAGAUCCUCAAGUGCAGGAUCGUACCCGAGCACGGCUGCUGA
Alosa sapidissima (American shad) is the source of this 672-nucleotide messenger RNA. It is a transcript of the gene prl2, whose product is annotated as prolactin 2. Lineage: Eukaryota; Metazoa; Chordata; Actinopteri; Clupeiformes; Clupeidae. The record is from RefSeq and is a predicted model, not a curated record. Gene Ontology annotation, cellular component: extracellular region. Gene Ontology annotation, biological process: positive regulation of receptor signaling pathway via JAK-STAT; response to nutrient levels. Gene Ontology annotation, molecular function: hormone activity. The transcript is spliced from 4 exons. The annotation marks the transcript as partial.